AUGUCUUCUGUCCAGACGAAGACGCAGCCCAGACAGCCGUGGGCGGCGGCGAUCGCUGCGAAGCCGCCACCCCGCACGGCCAGACCGCCGCCAAAGACACAGGCCGCCGCGUACGUCCCCGUCAACAACUUCAACGGCGAGCAACUGCAGACCGCCCUGGCCGCCAAGUUCAAGCAGAUAGAGGCGCAGGUGGGCCCCGGCGGCGUCUACCGCGGGUCGCCCGCAUGGACGACGAAAAACAAGAAGCGCAGGGGCCUCGACUGGUGUUUGAGCAGAGCUUCCCGUUUCCGGCACACGAUCGCCAGCCUGUCCCGAUUGUCUGGUCCAGGGGCCUGCGCCGGUCAAGGCUCGUUUCACCCGGGUUACCCUUUUGGCGUAUCGGUGCAAGGCCCAGAGGCCCUGCUGGUGCAGAAUAUUAAUCUAUGCCCUUCAGAAUUGGCACCGAAUUUACGAGCCGUGCAUUUAUAUUGCGGUCGGUGUUUCAGAAGGUCCACGGAUUCGGAAACACGCGCCACACUAAGCACCGUCCCAAGCGAGCACGCGCCCCAUUCGAAACACGCGCUGCUCAAACACGGACGCCCCAUUGCUUGCUUCAGACAAAAUGUUCUGUGGCUGCCCCAUACAGGAAGCGUCCUACGUAGAUCUGUGCCAAAAUCCCCUGCACGCCAUUGUGCUUUUCUGUGA
Molecule: messenger RNA, 684 nt
Organism: Ogataea angusta
Lineage: Eukaryota; Fungi; Ascomycota; Pichiomycetes; Pichiales; Pichiaceae
Exons: 2
Coding region: 1-684 (227 amino acids)
Source: RefSeq, a predicted model, not a curated record